GUAGUUUUGGGCCGAUUUGGGCCAAUUUGGGUAAUUCUAUGGACCCCCCAGCAGCAACAUGUCUUCAAGAGAAAAUCCUGACUAUGUGACUGUGGCCACUUUUGUAGUCAAAGAGGAAGGGCUGGAAGCUGUAUCCGAGGAUGUUGCAUCAACAGAAGAAAUCACUUCUGUGGUGGAUGAAGAUCACUCUGAGUCGGGGAAUGUGGCAGUAAGCUAUAUUGAUGCAGUAGAAACAACAGUAAUUGGCUCAGAUGAUCCCUAUGCUUCUACUGACCAAGAUAAUCAAAUCAUGGAUAUCGAGGACACAGAUGGGGGAGGGAGAAGCUUUACCUUAUGGAGUCUACCUGCUGUGAGGACCUUACUCGAUAUAUAUGAGGAACAUGAACAAGCUUAUGUGGACAAAACAAUGAGGCGCAGAGCAUUUUGGGAGCUAGUGUCAGAGAAGAUGAGAAAGCAGGCUUAUUACUAUGAUUGGAGCUCAUGUCGCAUUAGAUUCAAGGGGAUGUGUCGCAAAGUCUUGUACUUGGCUAGACACGGCAAGAGUAAAAGGACACAAAGACUAUGGUGGGAAAAACGUGUGGAGAGAAUUAUGGAACACCUGGAGCCAGAAUUUCUCAAGAUAAGCGCUCGUGGGAAGACUGGCAGCUCUCUGGAGACCUCUGUGACUUGUGUAUCACCCACUUGUUCUACUGCUGCCUCAUCCCAGGUGUGUGGUGAGUCUGUGAAGUCAGGAGUUGGGGAUGCUACCAUUACUAAGGACAAGAUGUUAACACAAGGGAAACCAAGUAAGAAAAAGAGACAAAUAGAGCCCUCAGAAGCAUCAAAAGAAACAGAGGCCCCAGAUUGGUUUAAAAAGUAUUUUGAAAGAAAAGAAGUGUUAUGGGCCAAACAAAUGGCUAUUGAAGAACAGCGCCAUACUCAGGUAGUUCAGCUGCUGUCACAGAAUAAUGAACUUCUUCAAAAAUUAUGUAAUAUUUUAGACAAAAUGGACAGUCAGCAUAAUCUAGUCAAAAUUGCUCCAAAACCUUCUGGUUGGGUAUCUGUACCUGUUCGAGCCCAGAAAGUGGUUUGUACAAUGCCUCAACAGUGUUCAUUCCCUAUGUAAAUCCUGUAUUUAAGGAAAAUAAUACAUCACAGGAUUGAAUAAUGUAAGUUAAUAUAAUUUGACAAUCUUUGUAGUAUGUUUUUAAUUAAAAUGUAACUUAUUCAGUUAAGAAAAAGCAUUGCAAUUUUUUUAAAUACUUUGUCAUGAAUUAGGUAUAAGAAUUUGUCUUACAAAAUAGGUGAUCCACACUACUAGAUAAGGUUUGUUUUGUCUUCUACCUAGGUUAGUUGGUUCAUGUCAAAAUUCAUCAAAAAUUUUUAUGAAAUGUUGAUAACCUUAAUUAAACAUCAUCUUACUAGGCUUAGUUUGACUAGUUACACAAAGAUUUGGAUUAAUAGGCAUAAUUCCAAUAGGUCAGGAUGAUAUGGUAGUUUUGGCUCAAGCAAAAUUACUCCACAUCAUGUUUAUUAAAAUGAAAAUAUUUAUUUUAAACAUUUAAUAUACUGUACUGUAUGAGCUUGGUAAUUUGAAUUAUGGUAACGUGAAUAAAUUUGUAUUCAUUGUUUUCAAGUAAAAGCAGGAGCAGCCAGAUAAAAGACAGAAAUACCUAGGGAAAACAACAGGAGUUCCUGGGUAAAUGGCAGGAGUAAAUAGGUAAACUGUGGGAGUAACCACACAAAAUACUGUAUAGCAAAUGCGUUCAUUUUUGGACAUGCCUGGUAUGUAAGAAAUUCGGCUAACACAAAUGGGGGUGGGCCCUGUAUAAUUCAAAUUACCAAGAGUAGAUAGUAUAAGGAAAUUUAGCUUGUUAGGCCUUAUUUGGAUUUCUACCCACUCAUUGGUUCCUUCAUCCGAGACCGCUGGCAGGGUCUUCAGUCUGUGGUUACAGGUCAACUACACACUCUUAAAAGUUAACUUAUUCCCUUGGCCCUUCUCCUACCUCCGUAAUAGAUGGUGGGUAAACAGCUUUGGCUAGGUUAUGUAUUUGCCAUACACUUAACUCAUGGGCACUUACUGAAACACCGCCCUGCUUCUUAUUUUCCUAACUGUAUUGUCCCACUUAGUCACGCAUCUCCUUGUGGAAUAUCCCGACUUUAAGGACGAUCAUGUGCUUUGCUUUCCUAAUAUCCCUCGAUAGAAUCCUUGAAUCUGACACCUUUGAUAUUGUGCACUUUUGUUCUCGUAUUUGCAUCAUCGGUGAUAUUUAGUGCCUUUUGAAUACCCUGCGACACUGAUGGCGCAACGUAAGUCUUCCCGAUUUGGUGCCUUCUGAUAAUUUACUUGUAUAUUAUUUGUAUGUUUAAAUAUGAGUACUGUAUAUCAUUCAAUAAGAUUCUUAAAAAUUUGAUAAUAGCCAAAAAAAUUCAAGUUUUCUGAAAAUAAUUUCAAGCAAUAUCCAAAUUGAGUUCAGGACAAUGUAAACUAGACAGAGGGUGCCACUGUAUAUUUUAUCUUCCAAGAAUGUGUUAAUAGCACUGAAGUAUUUCCCGUUUUACUUUCCUUUGUGGUUCUUAGAUCAACAGACCGAUGUAUCGAAUGAUCUAUUCAUCCAUAAACAUUUUUACAGCUUACAUAAUACAUACAUAGCAAUCACUGUUCAAGAACCUUGUCCAGUUCUGCAAUGGUGAGAAGCAUGCCCAUGAUACAGCAGGCAUGUAGCCAUUUUCCCUCUGAAUUGCAACUGAAGUGCUAGAAUGGUUAACUUACUGCUCCUGGGGUCUCUUGCUUGCCUAACAAGUUUUUCUCAACUUCAGAAACUUGUGUGCACAUUUACCCCAAGCACCUACUGUCUCUGAGCCUGUUGGUAAGAAUCUAACAUUUCUGCAUCUUCCUGAGAGUGGAAGCCUCACCACCUUCAGAUACACUGUACUGUAGAUAGGUGUUAACCAGUGUAGAUGUAUAUGUGUAGCCCCAAACAACAUGUUUACCAUUCCUCCAGUGUAGUAGUGUAAUUCCAUCUGGAUGUUUGUAGCUUGUCAGGUCUGCUCAUUUGGGGUUUCCUUUGUAUAAGACACUUUGUUAUACCCAAUGUAUUGCUGCAGAUACUCCCUGGAAGAGCAAAGGGUUACAUCAAUACUUAAGGCCUGGCAAUCCAGAUGAGAGCCCAAAGAAGAAUUGGGCAGCUUGUGGGAAGUCCCAAGUAUGAGGGACUUGCAUUGUGAGGAAAAUAUAUAUACUGUAUAUAUAUAUAUUUUUUUUAUAAAUAUAUUUUAAUCUUCUAUUACAAAUACAGUAUUGUUAUUUGCAUGGGGUUACAUCACCAUUUAUAUCUGACAUUUGGUAACAAUCACUAUAUAUACUGUAUAUCUAUGUGAGUGUGUUGCACAAUAGCUGCAAAAUUCUACUAGCAUUUUUCUUCAGCAUAGUAUACAUAUACUGUACAGAGAAAAAUGGUAGAUGUGGGGAAAAUAUUACAUAUACUGUACAGACCAUGAAUUAUGUAUAACCUAAUGAGUACACUUUUAGCAGUAAAGUAACAGUGAUGUGCAAUUAGACUAAAUUUUGUAUCUAAUUUAAUUGUCCAAGACUAAAA
Procambarus clarkii (red swamp crayfish) is the source of this 3578-nucleotide messenger RNA. RefSeq lists its product as uncharacterized. The record is from RefSeq and is a predicted model, not a curated record. Lineage: Eukaryota; Metazoa; Arthropoda; Malacostraca; Decapoda; Cambaridae.